Molecule: messenger RNA, 1017 nt
Organism: Serendipita indica DSM 11827
Lineage: Eukaryota; Fungi; Basidiomycota; Agaricomycetes; Sebacinales; Serendipitaceae
Source: the annotation of a GenBank genome assembly
AUGGACGAGCGAAAGCUACCGUUGGCAGAUUAUCAACGAUUUGGAAGGCAAAUGAUCCUUGAUGGCUUCGGUUUGGGCGCCCAGCUCAAACUCAGGGACUCAAAGAUUGUCGUAGUAGGAGCUGGAGGGCUUGGAUGUCCUGCUCUACAGCAUCUUGCGACCGUAGGAGUUGGAACUCUCGGUGUCGUGGAUCAUGACAGGGUAGAACUUUCGAAUCUACACCGGCAAAUUCUGCAUACAGAGGCAAGAAUUGGCAAAUAUAAAGCCGAAUCAGCGGCCAUGGCCAUCCAGGAGCUCAACUCUUCAACAGUGGUCAAUGUAUACACUACGAUGCUGACGAGUCAGAAUGCCAAAGACAUAUUGUCGCAAUAUGAUAUUAUUCUCGACUGCACAGACAACGCCCCUACGCGUUAUCUCCUUUCCGACGUGUCGGUCACUCUCGGAAAACCGCUCGUUAGUGGUGCAGCUAUGAAGUACGAAGGUCAAGUCUGCACAUACAACCUUGGCCCGAACGGGCCAUGCUACAGGUGUAUCUUUCCAAAGCCACCUUCUCCAGACUUGGUCGGCACAUGCGAAGAGUCGGGUGUACUUGGAGUCGUGACUGGAAUCAUUGGAUCUCUUCAGGCACUCGAAGCCAUCAAGCUCGCCAUUGGUCAACACGAGGGAAAACCAUCACUUCUAUUGUUCUCGGCAAUGGGCUUGCCACCGUUCCGCAGCGUCAAGCUACGGGCGAAACGGCCUCAGUGUCCGGCAUGUGGCACAGAGGCAUCUUCUGCCAAGAUUAAAGAAACUGAUUAUGUUGCUUUUUGUGGAGGUCUUCCGACUGACUGGGAGGCAAAGGGACUUGUGUCUGAUGGGACCCAGUCACGUAUGAGACCCUCUGAACUUCGCGACGCACUUGCGAUGCCUGAAGCUGCUUGGAAGAUCCUCGAUGUACGGUCCCCAGCAGAAUUCAGUAUAUGUCACCUCGCCAACUCUCAAAACGUGCCACUAUCACAGUUGCUGCAUGACCCCUAG